Cavia porcellus (domestic guinea pig) is the source of this 5155-nucleotide messenger RNA. RefSeq names its product ubiquitin protein ligase E3B (gene Ube3b). The transcript is spliced from 27 exons. The coding region runs from base 200 to 3406 and encodes 1068 amino acids. Gene Ontology annotation, biological process: ubiquitin-dependent protein catabolic process; protein polyubiquitination. NCBI's taxonomy places the organism in Eukaryota, Metazoa, Chordata, Mammalia, Rodentia, Caviidae. The record is from RefSeq and is a predicted model, not a curated record. Gene Ontology annotation, molecular function: ubiquitin protein ligase activity; protein binding.
GAUACUUGCUUCCCGGCGAGUGUGGGGAGCGAACACCCCGGGGCAAGAUGGCGGUGGGUCUGUGGCUGAUGCCCCGGGUCUGGCAGAACUCGGGGAUACUGGGCUGAGGCGGUGGGAGUUGCAGCCCGGACCCCGAGCGCGGGGCCUCGAGUGGAUAAAGAUCUACGGUCUGCGGGUAGGUUUGUGUGAGUUUGCCAACAUGUUCACUGUAUCUCAGACCUCGAGAGCAUGGUUUAUCGACAGAACCCGGCAGGCACGAGAAGAAAGGCUGGUUCAGAAGGAACGGGAGCGCGCAGCUGUGGAGAUCCAGGCCCACGUGCGGAGUUUCCUGUGUCGGCGUCAACUGCAUAGAGACAUCAGGAAGGAGAUUGAUGAGUUUUUACAAGGCGGUGACUCUGAGUCCAGUAAAAGAAGUGCGCUUUAUAUUUUUAAGAUUGCCAGGAAACUGCUGUUCUUAUUCAGAAUUAAAGAGGAUAAGGAGAGGUUUGAGAAGUUGUGUCGUUGCAUCCUGAGCAGCAUGGACGCUGAGAAUGAGCCUAAGGUGUGGUAUGUGUCCCUGGCUCUUUCCAAGGAUCUUACUCUCCUGUGGAUUAAACAGAUCAAGUCUCUUCUGUGGUAUUGCUGUGAGUUUCUUCAGCAGCUGAAGCCUGAAAUCUUACAGGACUCCAAACUCAUCACACUGUACCUUACCAUGCUUGUCACCUUCACAGACACUUCCACAUGGAAAAUUCUCCGAGGGAAAGGAGAGAACCUUCGACCUGCCAUGAACCACAUUUGUGCAAAUAUAAUGGGACAUCUCAAUCAGCACGGAUUUUAUUCUGUGUUGCAGGUAUUGUUGACCCGAGGCCUGGCCAGAUCCCGGCCUUGUCUAUCCAAAGGCACGUUAACAGCAGCCUUUUCUCUAGCAUUGCGCCCUGUGAUUGCUGCACAGUUUUCAGACAAUCUGAUUCGGCCAUUCCUCAUCCACAUCAUGUCUGUGCCUGCCCUCGUGACUCACCUCAGUGCAGUGACCCCCGAGCGUCUCACUGUUUUAGAAUCUCAUGACAUGCUUCGUAAAUUCAUCAUAUUUUUAAGAGAUGAAGAUCGAUGUCUUGACAUAUGUGAAAAUUUAGAAGGAUGCCACACACUGUGUGUAAUGGGCAACAUCCUACAGCUGGGCUCCCUCAGCCCCCAGGUGUUAGAGGAGGAGACAGACGGGUUUGUGAGCUUGCUCACCCUGAUGCUGUGCUACUGUCAGAAAUACGUGUCCCAGAAGAAAUCCAACCUGACCCACUGGCACCCUGUCCUCGGCUGGUUCUCCCAAUCUGUGGAUUAUGGCCUCAACGAGUCGAUGCACUUGAUCACCAAACAGCUGCAGUUCCUGUGGGGAGUGCCUCUCAUCCGCAUCUUCUUCAGUGACAUCCUGAGCAAGAAGCUGCUGGAGCACCAGGAGCCAGCGCCCGCGCAACCAGCAUCCCCACAGAAUGUGCUUCCGGUGAAAAGUCUACUCAAGCGUGCAUUUCAAAAGUCUGCAUCAGUUCGGAAUAUUCUCAGGCCUGUCGGGGGCAAGCGCGUCGACUCUGCAGAGGUCCAGAAGGUUUGCAACAUCUGUGUCCUCUACCAGACCUCGCUGGCGACUCUGAGCCAGAUCCGCCUGCAGAUACUUACAGGUCUCACUUACCUUGAUGACCUGCUGCCCAAACUAUGGGCAUUUAUCUGUGAGCUGGGGCCCCAUGGGGGGCUAAAGCUCUUCUUGGAAUGCCUGAACAAUGACACUGAAGAGUCCAAGCAGCUCUUGGCCAUGCUGAUGCUGUUCUGUGACUGUUCCCGACACCUCAUCACGAUCCUUGAUGACAUUGAAGUUUAUGAAGAACAAAUUUCAUUCAAACUGGAAGAGUUGGUCACCAUAUCCUCUUUUCUGAAUUCUUUCGUGUUUAAGAUGAUCUGGGAUGGAAUCGUAGAGAACGCCAAGGGUGAGACCUUGGAGCUGUUCCAGUCCGUCCACGGGUGGCUGAUGGUGCUGUAUGAGCGGGACUGCCGGAGACGCUUCGCCCCUGAGGACCACUGGCUGCGAAAGGAUCUCAAACCUAAUGUGCUCUUCCAAGAACUCGAAAAGGACCGAAAACGCGCCCAGUUGAUCCUGCAAUACAUCCCUCAUGUCAUUCCUCACAAAAACAGAGUUCUCCUAUUCCGAAACAUGGUUACCAAGGAAAAGGAAAAGCUGGGGCUUGUGGAAACCAGCUCCGCCUCCCCUCAUGUCACUCACAUUACUAUUCGUCGGUCCCGGAUGUUGGAGGACGGCUACGAGCAGCUGCGGCAGCUCUCCCAGCACGCCAUGAAGGGCGUGAUCCGGGUGAAGUUCGUCAAUGACCUCGGGGUAGACGAGGCUGGCAUCGAUCAGGACGGCGUGUUCAAGGAGUUCCUGGAAGAGAUCAUCAAGAGGGUGUUCGACCCAGCACUCAAUUUGUUCAAGACAACCAGCGGGGACGAGAGGCUGUACCCGUCUCCCACGUCCUACAUUCACGAGAAUUACCUGCAGCUCUUUGAGUUUGUGGGGAAGAUGCUGGGAAAGGCUGUGUACGAGGGAAUUGUGGUGGAUGUGCCCUUUGCCUCCUUCUUCCUGAGCCAGCUGCUUGGGCACCACCACAGCAUCUUCUACAGCUCCGUGGAUGAGCUUCCUUCUCUGGACUCAGAGUUCUAUAAAAACCUUACCUCCAUCAAGCGCUAUGACGGGGACAUUGCUGACCUGGGCCUGACACUGUCCUACGAUGAGGAUGUCAUGGGUCAGCUUGUUUGCCAUGAACUGAUUCCUGGAGGGAAGACCAUUCCUGUUACAAAUGAAAAUAAAAUUAGCUACAUCCAUCUGAUGGCGCAUUUUCGAAUGCACACUCAAAUAAAAAAUCAGACAGCUGCCCUCAUUAGUGGAUUCCGUUCCAUCAUCAAACCCGAGUGGAUCCGAAUGUUCUCAGCCCCUGAGCUGCAGCGUCUCAUCUCUGGUGACAACGCCGAGAUUGAUCUGGACGAUUUAAAGAAGCACACGGUGUACUAUGGUGGCUUUCACGGGAGUCACAGAGUCAUCAUCUGGCUCUGGGAUAUUCUGGCCUCCGACUUUACGCCUGAUGAGAGAGCCAUGUUUCUGAAGUUUGUGACCAGCUGCUCCAGGCCUCCACUCCUGGGAUUCGCCUACCUCAAGCCGCCGUUCUCCAUCCGCUGUGUGGAAGUAUCUGACGAUCAGGACACUGGGGAUACCCUGGGCAGUGUCCUCCGGGGCUUCUUUACCAUUCGCAAGCGAGAGCCAGGCGGCCGUCUGCCCACCUCCUCCACCUGCUUCAAUCUGCUCAAGCUGCCCAACUACAGCAAGAAAAGCAUUCUCCGGGAGAAACUGCGCUAUGCCAUCAGCAUGAACACAGGCUUUGAGUUGUCUUAGCUCUGGCCUGACCCGUCUACGUGCCCUCCAGGCUCCUCGAGACAGCUAGGAGCAUGGCCAACGUGCCGGAAACAUCAGCCCCCAGACCUCUCUAUAGCCAUGAAACUCCCCUGUGGCCUCGAGGGCCGUAGAUGCGCAUGACAGCGCCACACAACCUUCCCCAGGUGAUAGCAGUUGGAAGGAGGUGUUGAUAAUAAACCUCCGGGUUCCACCCACAUUCGUCCUUUUUUCCCACUUUCCAGUGGCCUAAAGCCUAGGCCUGGCAAAUGUAAAGAGGCCACUUUUGGAUAGUUGGGGCUUUGUGAGUGUCUUCCUUUGACCAGAGUGAGCUGGUCCCUGGAACCACAGGAGCCUGGAGUGGUUCCAUGGUGUGGCUCUGAGCGCACAAAGCCCGCUCCACAUGGAUCCUCUCCUUCCUUUCUGAAAACUUCACUCAGGUAAGGCCUCGCCAAGCCUCUCUGCACCCGACAGUCUCUGCCUCCGUCCCAUCGACAGUGGCCUCUUCCCAGGCAGCCAGGCCCAACUGAUAGCCAGGGAGGCCGCGGAGCACCAGAAGCUCAGGACGCUGUUCUCACUGCGAAGCCGCGGGUUCCACGCUGGCAGCCUCCUUUCUGAGUCCUCAGCAGGCCGAGCUGCAGGGACCCUAUCCCAUGCAUCCACGUUGCACCCUGGUGUGGGAGAAGAGCUCACUUGCUGGCCCCAAGGAGCAGCUCCAGCUCCAGCUGCACUCUGACCGCUACCCGGAGCAGCGACUCCUUUUCUUGGCUUGUUUGCCCCACUCAUCUAUCAGAACUGGUCAGUGGCUUUAUUCCAUGAAUCUUGGGGCUCCCCGCCCUCAGCACAAAGCACCUGGGAGCCCUUGCACUGACAAGCUCAGGCGGCCAAGGAGACCCACGUGUACCCUCGCUGCCUCGGCACUGGCUGGUUCUCAUUUCAGUUUUUACCCCGUUUCCCCUUCCAGACUCUUGUGCUUUUCUCUGCCAUGUAUUUUCCCCUUUCCUGAAAACCUCGUCCAGAUCCAGGGAAUUGAGGCAGGGCGCGUUGGUGUCUUUGAUGACUGCCACCCUCCCCUCCUCGUGCACCUCAGUUAUCUCUGCCUACCUGAAGCCAGAGAAAAAGCCAGGAGUGUCUGCUCCUUCCUCUACUCUGUGCCACAGGCUCUGGACUUACAGCGCUCUCGGAAGCCCCGCCUUAGAGCCUUCCUGUCGGCAGGAAGCAGAGCACGCAAGGACGGCCUGCCACCCACAUCGGAGGCCUCAGCUGAGUCCCAGUGAGGGCCGAGGCCCGGGCCCUGAAGACAGGAUAAUGUUAAGAUACACUAGUAGCGCCUGCUUCUGUGGCCUUGCCACAUACUUUAAACACUCGACUCCUUUAAAGAUGCGUGCUGACCAUGGUGUGCACAGUCUGCACAUCGCUUCUGAGCCCUGUUAGCUCAGGGCCUGCACAAAGAUGAGUCCCAUCUUGAUUUUUCUUACCUGAGAAGGGCAGCCAGUGGGGAUCUGGGGGAGGAGUGGUUUAUAAGCACCAAUAUCAACUUUACCGAUUCCUUUUCUUGCCCAGGAGAGGUAGUUUAUCACAGCAGCUGUGAUAUUGCACUAUCUAAAACACUGAGUAUACUUUUAUAGCUGGUGUUCACUGACACCAUGAUGGCUCUUGAUGGCUCUAAAAAGUUGUGGGGUUUUUUGUCUUUGUAGAUAACUUAUGAAUAAAGACAUGUCAGAGGCUUUAUUAAAUUUGUACUGAAGCACA